AUGUCCAGCGAACCCCAUAACAAUGCGCGUGGGCGAUCUACGUCUCGUUCGAGAACAUCACGGCCGACUACACCAUUGCGCCCAUCCUCGCGCUCCUCCUUUCGCGAAUCAGCAAGAGCGAGCACCGGACCAAAUGCUGAUGCAUUUCCUCUUGCCACGUUCGAACCUGCAUUUGCCGAGCUCUCUGAUGCCAUGGCUGACUUGGAGGCCAACAUGAUGCACUUUCAGCUCAUGCAUGAAAGUUUGUCACGCUUCAGCGAGUCGUUCGCGAGUUUCCUUUACGGGUUGAAUAUGAAUGCCUUUUGUGUCGAUUUUCCUGAAGGGCCUGUUGCCGAAUCAUUCCGCCGAGAUAGGCAACAUGUCGAUUUGCAAGGACUACCGACACGUCUUUCAUCGACAACCCUCCACCAUCCUCCAGGCCUGUUCCAAGGCAUAAACCCUCAGAGCCCUCGAUUUCGCGAGUGCCAGCCCCUUCAGCCCGGGGCGCUGCAUCCACCCGAGGGACCGGAGGUGGGCGUCGUGUGGCUUCCGGAAUACAAAGGGGUCGAAGCAGUGGAUUACCCAGAGGUCGAGGGGUUCGAUGAGGGCCCUGCUUCCUGGUAA
Verticillium dahliae VdLs.17 is the source of this 603-nucleotide messenger RNA. RefSeq lists its product as uncharacterized. Gene Ontology annotation, cellular component: mitotic spindle; mitotic spindle polar microtubule; mitotic spindle pole body. The record is from RefSeq and is a predicted model, not a curated record. The coding region runs from base 1 to 603 and encodes 200 amino acids. The transcript is spliced from 2 exons. NCBI's taxonomy places the organism in Eukaryota, Fungi, Ascomycota, Sordariomycetes, Glomerellales, Plectosphaerellaceae. Gene Ontology annotation, biological process: mitotic sister chromatid biorientation.